Rhineura floridana is the source of this 3646-nucleotide messenger RNA. It is a transcript of the gene WNT7B, whose product is annotated as Wnt family member 7B. Gene Ontology annotation, biological process: multicellular organism development; canonical Wnt signaling pathway; cell fate commitment. NCBI's taxonomy places the organism in Eukaryota, Metazoa, Chordata, Lepidosauria, Squamata, Rhineuridae. The transcript is spliced from 4 exons. Gene Ontology annotation, cellular component: extracellular region. The coding region runs from base 394 to 1443 and encodes 349 amino acids. Gene Ontology annotation, molecular function: cytokine activity; frizzled binding. The record is from RefSeq and is a predicted model, not a curated record.
AUCGCAAGAUACGUGGUGUUACCUGUAGAAGUCAGAACAAGUAGAAACGCAUUGAACUUGAAGGCUGCGGCGAGGCAGUCGAUUACGACCAGAGCCUGAGCUUUUCCUCCGGAGACUCCCCUAGCCAUUUUCAAUGUUGCCCUUUCUUAUUUUCAAGAAAAUGCAAACGCCUCCCUAUCUUUCUUCCGCCUUUUUUGUCGUUUUUUGGCCACCAUGGUUUGAGGGGAAACUGCUCGUCUGAAGGGUGCGGAGGUUCCCCUCCGUCCUGCCUCCGCGGGAGUCUCCCACCGGCUCCCUGCUGGGAUUUAAUCGGCAGAGCUCCCUUUCGCCUGCUGCUCUGCCCCCCCCCGCACAGUUUUAUAUUAUAUGGCUCACUCCAUGCCCUCCUAGAUCAUGCACAGGAACUUCCGAAAGUGGAUUUUCUACGUGUUUCUCUGCUUUGGAGUCAUCUAUGUCAAACUAGGAGCUUUGUCAUCUGUGGUGGCUUUAGGAGCAAACAUAAUCUGCAACAAAAUUCCAGGCUUGGCACCUCGGCAACGAGCAAUCUGCCAGAGCCGUCCCGAUGCCAUCAUAGUGAUUGGAGAAGGGGCCCAGAUGGGAAUCAAUGAAUGCCAGUACCAGUUCCGAUAUGGCAGGUGGAACUGCUCAGCACUGGGAGAGAAAACAGUCUUCGGUCAAGAGCUUCGAGUAGGAAGCAGGGAAGCUGCUUUCACCUAUGCCAUCACUGCUGCUGGAGUUGCACAUGCCGUUACUGCUGCCUGCAGCCAGGGAAACCUAAGCAACUGUGGCUGCGACAGAGAGAAACAAGGUUAUUACAACCAAGUGGAAGGGUGGAAAUGGGGAGGCUGCUCCGCUGAUGUCAGAUACGGCAUUGAAUUCUCCAGGAGGUUUGUUGAUGCCAGAGAAAUCAGAAAGAGUGCUCGGAGGCUGAUGAACUUGCACAACAAUGAGGCUGGAAGAAAGGUGCUUGAAGACAGAAUGAAACUGGAAUGCAAAUGCCAUGGGGUUUCUGGUUCCUGUACGACCAAGACUUGUUGGACUACGCUCCCUAAAUUCAGAGAGAUUGGAUAUAUUUUGAAAGAAAAGUACAAUGCUGCUGUGCAGGUGGAAGUGGUACGAGCCAGCAGGCUUAGGCAACCCACUUUUCUGAAGAUUAAGCAGAUCAGAAGUUACCAGAAACCGAUGGAAACAGAUCUGGUAUAUAUAGAUAAGUCACCCAACUACUGCGAAGAAGAUGCUUCUACUGGGAGCGUGGGGACGCAGGGACGGCUCUGCAACCGGACCUCACCCAGUGCCGAUGGGUGUGACAUGAUGUGCUGUGGAAGGGGUUACAACACCCACCAGUACACCAAAGUUUGGCAGUGUAACUGCAAGUUCCACUGGUGCUGCUUUGUGAAAUGCAACACAUGUAGCGAGCGGACAGAAGUGUUCACCUGUAAAUAACAGCAGAUGUUCCUACUUUAAAAAGGACCACCACCACCUCUUAGAGUGGAACUAAACAACUACAGCAUCAUUUGCACAUUUAAUUUUCUUGUGGGAGGGAACUAGUCUCUUCCCUGUUACUUAAUAACACAUACUUUUAAGAACGAUGCAUAACUUACUGACUAGCUGCUUUAUACAUUGGAGCCAGGGUCAAUGGGAUGAAUUAUAUGACGACUUCAUUCAACACAAGCAACUUUCUCUUUGGGUUGCCCCUUAACUGCAGUCUUGGUGUUGUAGAGUUUCACUCUUAGAUUAAAUUAUACAUAUCAGAGACACUGACUCCAGGAGGUUCUUUUCAGAUUCAUAAUGCAUACAAAUAUGUGCAAAUAAGACAUUUUUCCUAUUAAACAAGAGAGGAAUUUAACUGUUCACAGAGAAACUAAAAUCCCAGCAGUGUUGCUAAAAAAACCUUUUUUUCUUAUUAAAAGCAAAAGCAGGUACAAAGGGCAGCUGAUGAGAUAAAGAUGUAAAAUGUGGGGCAAGGCGGAACCUCAGUUGUUGAUUCGUUUGUAAAAUAAAGGUCAGAACAAAGGACAAAAGUCUGACAGCUGCCAGUGACACUGGAACCAUUUGAAUGGACAUUUGAGAGAGAGAAAUAUUUUAUUUAUGUUUUUAAUAGCAUCAAAACAAAUUCUCUAAGCACUAACGGGUAGCUAUGUCUUUGUUCUGUACUAAAUGUAAACUUACUGGAACUCUAACUUUAUCGUUUUUAUAUUUGUUUUUAUUUUGUAUUUGGUUCUCCCUAUGUUUUCAAUGCUACUGAUUUCAUGGCACUCCACUGUUUGAAAGAGUUGUGACUGUACAUAUCAAGCAUGGCCUCAGGCAGAGCACGAACAACUUGAACAUGGCGAACUGUGCUUAAUAACGCCAGCAAUAUGGUUUCCUCUUUGCCUAGCCAUAGAUAACCCAUUCAGAACACAAGCAGCAGUUUCAUCUCUGUACAAGCCAAGGCAGCUAAGCUUUUAUAUGUUUAUUGUUUGCCUUUUAUUGGAUACAGCCAGGCAUGACUGGGGAUGCACUUUUUCGUGGGUUCAUGCCAUGCUGUAACUGUAAAGGCCCAUCACCAUGUGGACAAGGAUAACUGCACAGCACUUGACACAAAACCAUCAUUCCCAAGCUUAGCUGGUUAAUGGUUUUGUGUUAAGAACCCAUACAAUACAUAAAAAUUACUGCCGACCAGGAUCAGGGAUUAUACGUUUGUAUUAAGGGGCCACUCUUUUAGCCCUGCUCACAUAGUGGAAAAUCUUUUAAGUAUUACAGACACACAAUGGGAUGACCCCAUGGGAGAAGCAUCCAUAGCAAGGCUGAAGUUCCUGUUUUUAUGGUGAAGGGAUGUUCCCUGCCUACACAUUCAUAAUGUAACUUGUGCAAAACAGGCACGCCAUAUGGAUACUCGUACACACAGAGGGCCAAAUCACACAGCCCCUGUUCAGGUAUUCUAAUUCCUCCUGUGAUGAGGGGGAAUGGGGAUGAGUGCUAUAGCUCCACUCCAAUCAUCUUCCCUAUUGUUGACUUGGAGGGUUACUUUUCUCCUCGUGUAGGCUGCCCUCGUGAUUUGGAACCCUGAUAGUUCAGGGCUCUAAAUCACACAUGGAGCCGAACAUGGACAGACCAGACUCCCUGCUGCAGAUGUUUGUCUCCAACUCAUGGAGGACACAGUGAUGGGAAGGGAGAGUUAGCAUCUCUCUCAUCUCAUGAGAAAUAAGGACACCCAAAUAAAGCUAUUAUUGCCCCUCCCUCAUUUUUCUUGCUUUCUUUUUCUUUUCAGGGGGCAUGACUCACACAACUCCAGCCUCUGCUGGUAUAGGCAUCCCCAUGGAACACCCACAGCACAUGCACGCACUCCACUACCACGGGAACAGGAUCUUCAUCAUAAGUAUCUGAACAUAGGGUGCAUGUACAAAUUAUCUCCACUGAAUUGAACAGAUGUUGUUUGAGGUGAUGAUAUGCAAGGUUCUACCUGUGUUGUUUGGUCUUUUUACACACCACUUGUGACUUUCGCACCACCACUGACCAGUGUGCUUAAUGCAGCUCAGUGUGACCAUGGGCCAUUAUGUAAUGUCAUCCCAAAUGAAGUACUCUAUAAUGACAAUGAAGGUGGAUUGGCUGCAGGGAAACUUAUUGCAUAGUGGCCCUGACUCACACAGCAAGUUAUACGAAAUGA